Ciona intestinalis (vase tunicate) is the source of this 3094-nucleotide messenger RNA. NCBI's taxonomy places the organism in Eukaryota, Metazoa, Chordata, Ascidiacea, Phlebobranchia, Cionidae. The record is from RefSeq and is a predicted model, not a curated record.
GGAAUCGUGCGGAUAGUACCACCAAGCUGUUAUAGCUAUACCACAACACCGGCACUGUAUUUCAUGCACCGUAGAUAUUUACAGAAAUAAAUUGGUUGACCCGUUGUACUCAACCAUGGUAGGAGAGAAAAAGUGGAUUUACAUUUGUAUUCUUUUGGUUUCGUUUGUUCAAAUAGGACUUUGCUGGAAAUUUAUUCACAAGUAUGCCGUUUAUCGAAAUUAUCUAGGAUUAGAAUACAGUCGAAACUACUCCAUACACUGUCGAAAUAAUACGCCCGAUGCAACUAAUACAAAUGGUGUUUGUGAAAGAUCUAACAUGAGCAUUGUGCGAAGAUCAUUCUUAAACACCACAGACCUUGAAGUUAGCGUUUAUUGUUAUUCUCAAAACAGCCCAAGCAGCGCACCAUCCGAACCAUCAAUUUGCAGGCGUUUCAAUUCGUCUUUCGAGAGAACUCUUAAUAUACGGUGGGAGUGUGAAGUCAUCCAUUACAUGAACAACAUUACUAAUACAUUUCGUUGUGGUGGAUUAGAAUGUAUACUUUGCGAUGAUCUGCUCUCCUCGCAUUUUCCCAAUCAAACAAGCGCAAAAAAUCCAGGUUUCCCAGCCAGCACCCCCACACCAUUAGUAUCAGAACCAUCCCCCGCACCACCCAUACCAUCGCAAGAAACUGUUAUCAAAACUUUCGAAAAGUUUGCCAACCAACAAUUUUCUCUGGACAAUAUAAGUUCAAAUUCAAUAGAAUCUCAACAGCAAGUAGCUGCAUUGAUAGCAAACUUCGAACAAAAUGUUUCCACCGUAUUGUCUUACUUACCUGCUGGCACUCAGUUAAGCUCACCGUUGAUGAAUAUUAAAGUUGCUGAAAUAAGAUUAAAUAGAAUUAAUGAAAACCAAACCAUUCGAUUCGAUAAAGCUUCAUUCAGAAUACCUAGCAGAGAAAUAGCAGAUCAUUUUCUUCGAAAUAGGAAUCGAAAUAUAAACGAGAUCAAAAUUGUCGCUGCCAGUUGGCAGGGACUAAACAAGAGUUUUCCUUCUCCAAACCACAAAGACGUUCCUCAGUCGAUUUGUCGAUCCAAGCGGUGCAACAUUUAUUUACCAGUCAAUACAAGUGUCGUGAGUUUGGCCUAUUAUAACAAACAUGGACUUCAACUCAUGGACUUACCAGUUGCCAUGGUGAUCGAUGUUUCGAAUGAUUAUACCGCGCUACAAAAAUACCACAGACCGCCUGCCAUCCGACUACAGGGAAUCAACAGGGAUUGCGUUUGGUGGAACAAUAAAAAAUUCAGAUGGAGUCGUGCUGGUUGUGAAAGAAUUAAAUUGUCAAACGGUCCAAAGUUUCAAGCCGUUACCUGCAGAUGCAAUCACACAACAACCUUUGCCACACUUCUAAUCACACGUUCAAUUGCAAUCCCGAGGUGGAUUUACGAAUUGUCGGCGACGCUAGAAAUCAUAAACAUAAUAUUCCUGAUCAUCACUAUUAUUCUAGUUGCAGUCGCACGCAGUAGUACUGGAAUAGAAGAAUCCAGCACAAUUAACAGCGAUGAAGUGAGAAAUAACCGCGCUGUUAAUCAGAUAAGUCUUUGUUUGGCAAUCAUGGGCCUUCACUUCUGCAUCCUGCUAUCCCCCAACGCAGUGAAAGAUACUGGAACCUGUUACACAGUCGCGGUUUUGACUCACUACUUUUUACUGGCCUCUGCUCUUUGGCUUUUAAACGAGGGGUUGACGAUGGUACUCAAAACACAGGAUCAUUUUUCUUUUAGUUUAAAUUACAAAGUACUGACAACAGUACAACUCUUACUGGCUUGGGUAGUCCCGUUCGUGUUUGUGAUUGCUGCCGUUACAUCACUUAAAGAAAACUAUCUGGAGAUAUCGGCGAGCUAUAGAAUAUUUUCUAGAAACUUGGAACACGCCGUAAACGCCACUCCUUACACGAAAAUGUCAAUGUAUGACAGGUGUUUCUUUAACAAUAGUCAAGUUGUAUAUUAUGUUGCAAUUCCUCUUGCCAUAAUUAUUACUGCUAAUGUAAUCCUGAUUUUGAAAAUGAUCUUCGUCAUAUAUCGCUUAAGCAGACUGGACAACAGGCGUCGACAAAGUCUGACCGCACAAACCAGUCAUUCAACCAUGCACUACCGAAUCAAACGACACGCUCACUGGAAAAGCGUACUUAAAGCAUUUUGUAUCUUGAUGCCUGUAUCGUCUAUCCCUUGGAUGUUUCUGUUACUUCAAGUGGUUCGAAAUUACGAAGAGACAUUCAUUGGUAUUCACACUGUAGUCAAUGGUUUCCAGGGUGUUUUGAUUUUCUACGUGUAUUGUAUACAUACCAAAGAAGACCGCGGGCGCAUAACGCGAAAAUGGAAGCGGUCACUACCAGGGCGAAUAUUUGAAAGACAUUUAGAAAAUCCUCUUAAGAAAUGUUGUCCGCCUUGGAAAAGAGUCAAGCAGCAAAAGUGUGAAGUUGAGAUUCGUUUUGACAAUGUUUACCCCAACAGUGAUGAAACUGGCAAUAGGUUGACAAACACACGUGGUAGCAAUGUUACAGUCACAACACAAGUUCCGUCAAUGGAAUAAAGUUUCCUAUAAAAUAAAGUAGAGUGGGAAAAGACGAGCGUUUUUAAAUCUUCGUCACCGGUACCCAUUUAAUCAAAGACAAAAAAUGUUACAGUAGAACAUGAAUUUUUACAUUGAGUUUAUUUAAUUUACUGUUGCGACACUGCGAAAUUAAGAAGACGCUACAAUUCGUAUGCUUUGAUUAAUUCGGUUAGUAAAUACAAGUUAUAAUGGCAUGUAAUGUCACGUUUAACUUUUAUGAGAUUACGCAGUUUUUCGCCGUAAACUUUUCCGAGAUCAGGAUUUUUUCAUACCUUAAACGGCAUGCUGCUAUAAAAUUUAUUCCCGUAUCACCAAAGGACAUUAUUUCAAGUCAAUCUGCCGAUUACAUAUUCCGUGCUCUUAUCUUUACUAUGUGGGAAUAUCGUUUAAUACUCUAAUUUUAGUGCUGAUUCUGAAUGCUCGCUUAACCACAUUAAAGUUGUCGAAAUUAUGAAUUCUGAAUUAAACUAUUCUUCCAAAGUCGUAGUAAUAAAAUAGGUUGAAAUG